AACCCCAGAGGACCGAAAGUGGCCCCGUAUCAAACCUUGUUUCCUGCUUCCGGACAGGUAUCCCCCGUAUAUCAUAUCCUCCUCCUCCGUGACGCCAUGGCCGUCGCUCCUCCCAUGUUCACCGACCGUCGUCUGCCCUUGACACGAAAUAUAUACUACCACGGCGUCGACACCAGACAGUCCCCGUCCAUGGUCCUCCCAGACCCCGCCUGGCCGUCCACCCAUUCCAAUCCCAGACCGUCCUCGGCAUACCCCGACGACGUCCCCACCCAGCUCUCCUCCUGGAUCCUCUCCCCGCCCCCGCCCUCUACCUCCUCGUCCUGGUCAACCGACAGCGCCUUUCCAUCCUCGCUCUACUCCCAGUCGAGUAAAAACACGGACCACUACCAGCCAGGAUACGCAGGCUCUGACUCGGCAUCCUCCUACGCCUCUGAAUACCCCGAAUCGUCCCAGCGCACAGACCUCGCGCACGCAAUCUCGCCCCCGUCCCUCUGUGCAUCCCCCUACACCUCCCCGUACUCUUCCAGCCACGCAACAAUCCACCGCACCUCUUCUAAAUAUUCCCUCAGCAAUGCCAUCUACACCCUCGAUCAAGACAUCCACACGUCGUCGUCGUCGCCCCCGCCGCCUCCGCCUGCGCGCUCAGCGCCCCGCCCACACCGCCCCGCACGGCGCUCGCCCGCCGUCAAAAUAGAACAAGAAGACCCCCCGCACGACCCGUUCGUGCACGAGACCGCCCCCGCGCAGUCCUCCGCGCCCCCGCACGCGCAGACCGAGAGCCAGGUGCCGCUCCGCGCGACGCAGGCGUCCACCGAGAUGCGCCAGAUGAUGGGCGUCUUCCGCCUGAACCCCUUCGCGACGCAGGGCGCGUUCGGCGGGCCCGCCGCGCGCGCGUCCUCCGCCGAGGAGGCGACCGCGCUCGAGGAGGAGGGCAGCGUGAUCGAGUUCCAGCUCGAGCUCGACGGCGCGUGCGCCCCGCGCACGCCGUCCCCGCCGCCGAAUGGCCUCCUCCUGCGCAAGCUCUCCCCGGGGGUGUCGCCCGGCGCGAGCUGCUACGGCGGCCACGGCGGCGGCGGGGUUGAUCGCAGGGGAUCGCCCGUGGGGCUGCAGGCGCAGGCGCAGGGCGGCGGGGGCGGGAUGCAGGGCGGCGGGUGGAGCUACGAGCUUCCGAGCGAGAUAGCGGCGUACCCGCUCCUGACGGCGUCCCAGUCACAGGCGCAGGCCCACUCGCCGCUAUCCAUGGCACAUGUGGCGUUCGGACACGCGCUGGUGGAGGGCGGCGGCAGCACAGGCCCAUCAGGCGAACCUGUAGGUAAGUGCUCGGACGCGGUUUCGCUUCGAGGGCGCGGGCGCGAGCGAUUUCGGGAGGUGCAAAGCAGCGUGCUGACAUGA
Heterobasidion irregulare TC 32-1 is the source of this 1392-nucleotide messenger RNA. RefSeq lists its product as uncharacterized. The coding region runs from base 97 to 1392 and encodes 431 amino acids. Lineage: Eukaryota; Fungi; Basidiomycota; Agaricomycetes; Russulales; Bondarzewiaceae. The record is from RefSeq and is a predicted model, not a curated record. The transcript has a single exon.